Molecule: messenger RNA, 1031 nt
Organism: Cephus cinctus (wheat stem sawfly)
Lineage: Eukaryota; Metazoa; Arthropoda; Insecta; Hymenoptera; Cephidae
Gene: GILT1
Product: GILT-like protein 1
Exons: 4
Coding region: 185-904 (239 amino acids)
Molecular function (GO): oxidoreductase activity, acting on a sulfur group of donors, disulfide as acceptor
Source: RefSeq, a predicted model, not a curated record
UAUACUUCAGCAUAUAGACGCUACAGUUUGCUGUCUCUUAGAGGAAGGCGGAGUCGCGUUAUACCACAGGCUACUGCGCUACACCCAUUGCUCUGCGACGACAACGCUUCAUGCGUUAUAUUGUUACCGGCGUCCAGGACAAGAAGAGAAUCUGAAAUACGUUAUUAAGGAUCAACGAAGAAUAAUGUUCAAGUUCCUGAUAUUCUUUGGCUUGACCUGUAUAGCUAAUGCAGCUGCUAAGCAGGCUAUUAGCGUUACUGUGUAUUACGAGCCAUUGUGUCCGGACAGCAAAGCCUUCUUCAAGAAUCAACUGAUGCCCACGUAUCAUGAUCUCGAACAGUCGGUAGAUUUGAACCUGAAGCUGAUCCCCUUUGGAAAAGCAAAAAUCAUUAAAUAUGCUAAUGACAACAUCACGAUGGAAUGUUCACAUGGCCCUCCGGAGUGCUAUGCCGACAAGAUCCAGGCAUGUGCUUUAAAAAUUCUUGAUCCGAAAAACAACACACUGAUUACAUAUUUGGGAUGUCUGAUGGACCUCGGCAGUAAAGAAAAUGAAUAUCCUACUAAGAAGUGUGCCGAUAGCAAUAAUAUUUCUCCGGUAACACAUCGAGUGGAGGCCUGUGCAACUACGAACCAAUGGAUGGAUCUCGUGCAGCAGAACGAGAAAGAAACUAAACAAUUGUCACCACCCUUGACAUCGGUGCCCGUUAUUGUUUUUCAAAACACCUUUAAAGACGAUGACAACAUUAAGUCCCGGACGAACUUCAAGGGAGUAGUAUGCAAAUAUAUUGACAGUCCAAAGCCUAAGACGUGUGAAGGAGUCAGCAGUGCACCAGGUGACUCCUUCACGACACUUGUAGGAGGAACAAUCUUGUUCUUGAGUUUGGCACUGAAUAUGCUUCGCUAAUUUAUGGGCCAAAUUUUGCGCAGUCCAAAUAGAACUCAAACCUAUGGAUUGUCACUUAUUUUUUUUUUAUACUAAUUAUUGGGAGCUUGUGGAAUUUAUGAAUAAAUGUAAUAAGAAGCAAGAUCAA